Gekko japonicus is the source of this 717-nucleotide messenger RNA. RefSeq names its product helt bHLH transcription factor (gene HELT). The transcript is spliced from 4 exons. Lineage: Eukaryota; Metazoa; Chordata; Lepidosauria; Squamata; Gekkonidae. The coding region runs from base 1 to 717 and encodes 238 amino acids. Gene Ontology annotation, biological process: anterior/posterior pattern specification; regulation of neurogenesis; regulation of transcription by RNA polymerase II. Gene Ontology annotation, molecular function: RNA polymerase II cis-regulatory region sequence-specific DNA binding; DNA-binding transcription factor activity, RNA polymerase II-specific; protein dimerization activity. Gene Ontology annotation, cellular component: nucleus. The record is from RefSeq and is a predicted model, not a curated record.
AUGGCCUCCAAACUGAAGGAGCGGAAAAAAAUCCCCGUUUCCCACAAAGUGAUCGAAAAAAGGCGGCGGGACCGGAUCAACCGCUGUCUUAAUGAACUUGGGAAGACGGUGCCCAUGGCGCUGGCUAAGCAGAGCUCCGGCAAGUUAGAGAAAGCCGAGAUCCUCGAGAUGACCGUCCAGUACCUGCGAGCCCUUCACUCGGCCGAUUUCCCCCGCGGGAGAGAAAAGGAGCUGUUAGCUGAGUUUGCCAACUACUUUCACUAUGGCUACCACGAGUGCAUGAAGAACCUUGUCCACUACCUGACCACAGUGGAACGAAUGGAGACCAAAGACACCAAGUAUGCACGGAUCCUGGCUUUCUUGCAGUCCAAAGCCCAUCUUGUCACCGAACCCGUCUUUACCUCCCUGGGAUCACUCCCAGAGCCAGACUUCUCCUACCCACUUCCGCCAGCACUAGACUGUUUGGGUCACAGCCCCAGUGACUCUGUUUUCCAGCAGGGCUCUGGCCAAGGGCCCUUCUCCUGGCACAGCUCUGCGAGGAGCCCCCCAAUCCCUUACAUUCCUAAUCCUGCUAUGCCACUUGCUAGCCCUGGACAGCAGCGCAGCACCUUCCUGUCAUCAGUACAAGGUCUGGACCGCCACUACCUCAACCUGAUUGGCCACUCUCACCCUAAUGCAUUCACCCUGCCUGCUGGUCAGCAUCCAUCUGUGCUAUAG